Molecule: messenger RNA, 912 nt
Organism: Stereum hirsutum FP-91666 SS1
Lineage: Eukaryota; Fungi; Basidiomycota; Agaricomycetes; Russulales; Stereaceae
Exons: 4
Coding region: 1-912 (303 amino acids)
Source: RefSeq, a predicted model, not a curated record
AUGGAAGACUGGUUUCGGGAUGAAAACAUCCCUGGUGACCAACAGGUGUCGUACGCUAUUGGGACGGGGCUGGCAGACGUCCCGGAACUACAGGAUGUGAUGGAGAAGCGUGUGGCUGCAGUUCAGCAGGUAGCGAGCGCUGGGGAUGGGAUGAGUUUCGGUGGCGCUACCUGGGAAUGGUUCAAAGACGAGACUACGCGUAUCUCUGGUGGGAAUCCGACUGAAACCUCCAAAGCUCUUCGGGAGCACAAGUCCUACUCCACGGGAUACGCCGAAUCUAUUUCUGACAUUCGUAUGCCCUACGACCAUGACGUUGAGCACCAGUCAAGAACGCCAGUGGACGCUCAAUUCGUCCUUUCCGACAUCACCAAUCCUUCAUACGACACUCAAUGCCUCAACAAACGCCCUACGGACGAUCUUGCCAUCUGGCCCACACUCGGUGACCUCCGUCGCGCCCUGGAGGCUGUCAUCGAGAAAGUAACGGCUCUACUCACGGAGAUGCUCAAGUCAGUCACAGACUUUGUCUACUGCCUGAUGGCCACUCUCCCGAGCGAAGUCCACAAUGCCAUUGUCCAAUGGAACUCGUUCAGGGUGGAACAUCCGUACAUCGCUGCGGGGGCCAUCGUGGCCGUCAUCGGAGCCAGCAUUUUCGUGGGCAACUUUAUACUCGGCCAAGCCGCGCUGGGACUACUACGGAUGCUUGGAUUCUCCGAAUUAGGCCCUGUCGCAGGAUCAUGGGCCGCGCUCAUCCAAUCCACCUUAUAUGGGGCCUACACCCGCGGCCUCUUCUCCAUCGUCCAGUCUAUCACCAUGACCGCCAAAUCCGCGUGGCCCGCCGUCGCUUUCCUCAAUCUCUCCGAGCUUGCGGCUGGUACCGCCAUCUUCUCUCGUAGCGCUCUCGUAGCGCCAUAG